Molecule: messenger RNA, 817 nt
Organism: Camellia sinensis
Lineage: Eukaryota; Viridiplantae; Streptophyta; Magnoliopsida; Ericales; Theaceae
Source: RefSeq, a predicted model, not a curated record
GUUCUCCAGAACAUGAUGGAUUGAUUGCAUUUUUGGCCCAUUUUUUAUUGAUCAUUGCUUAGAGUGUAGGGUUUUGUGAGUUUUGCGGGAUCAUGAUGAAUUGAUUCCAUUUUUGGUCAAUUUCUUGAUUGAUUAUUAUUGAGAAUGAAGGGUUUUAUGGGUUUUGCCAGAACAUGAUGGAUUGAUUAUAGUUGGUCCAUUUCUUGAUUGACUAUUGCUGAGAGCGAAGGGUUUAGUGGGUUGUGCUAGACACAUGGUCGAUUGAUUCCAUUUGGGUUCAUUUCUUGAUUGAUUGUUUCUAAGGUUGUAGAAUUUGGGGGCUAUGGAAGAAGAGAGGAUUGAGGAGAUCAGUGUCAGGUUGGUGGGCAGAACUGGUGGUGGGGAUGGAUCUGCCUCUGCCCAGUGGGUUGAUGGCAGUUAAGUGGACUCUGUGUCCCCUCCAUGGUCACUGCUUGAUGAAAAUGAGAGUAGAGAAUCUAGAGAUGGGUAUGGAUCUGUCAUGAGAAGGUUAGUCAAGAAGCUCAAGAGGGUUGAUUCAUUUGAUGUUGAAGCCAUGGAAAUUGCUGGUUUUCAAGAUCACCAUGCCAAGGUUGGAGUUGCAAAGAUGAAGAUUGCUAUUGAAAGAACUGGUGGCCUUGUUGUUCUAGCAGAAAGUUUCGAUCAUUUUGUUUUUAAAGACUCAUUCAAACGUGUUUUUGAAGAUGGGGAACAAUCUAUUGGCCUCUCCUUCAAGUGAGUUCAUCAUUGAUGAAACAUUUGAAAAUAUUAUUACUUAUCUAUUAUUUUCUUUUAAUUGUUUAUUUACAGUAUAGUUGUG